This is a messenger RNA of Ostreococcus lucimarinus CCE9901, 750 nucleotides long. RefSeq lists its product with no specific name. Bases 1 to 750 code for a protein of 249 amino acids. The record is from RefSeq and is a predicted model, not a curated record. The transcript has a single exon. NCBI's taxonomy places the organism in Eukaryota, Viridiplantae, Chlorophyta, Mamiellophyceae, Mamiellales, Bathycoccaceae.
AUGGAAUUCGAGACGGAGUUGUUCCGCGGGAAGAUUGUGUGUCGAUUUAAAGGCGUGGAGGACGCGCACACGAAGACGUCGAGCGAGUUUUAUCGGGUGAAAAAGUGCACGUUUCAAGUGUUGGUCCAGGGAAAGUUUAAGGAAAAAGUCAAGGUGAGCGACAUGCUCACGGGCGGAGAAUUCGAUCGCGCGUUUGAGAACAUCCCGCCGCGCACUUUGGUGUUCGCGGGCGAGCAAUUCUUCAAGCUUCUCACGCCCGGGCUUUCGGUGGACAUGCUGUGCGAUGUGCCGUACUACUACGCACCGCUAGGUUCGACGCUGAGCGUGUUAGCGGCUCACGCAGAAGAAGACGCGCCGGAGCCGACGGCGGAGAUCGGCGAAGACACGCGCCGAUUCGGCGGUCGGUUCGCGACGCCGAAGACGAUUGACGAGCGGUGCGCGAUAUUUUCUGACCCGAGCGAAAAUGAGGAGUAUUACUUCAACACCGAAGACGUCUACACAAUGGACUAUUUCCAGAACGUCCUUCUCUUCGACGAGUACGUGUUGGACGUCAAAGUCACGCAGCUACCCCUCGCGCGAUGUCUCAACGGCCAGCCAAUCAGUUUCUUCGGCAAACAUCGCGAUGGGCGCUACGCGUAUUCGUUUGAGAUUUGGCACGAGUGUCUCCUUCCGAAAGCCCCCGAACGAACGCCCAUAGGAACCCCGUGGCCGCAGAGCGAUCACCGCGAACGACCUAGCCCUCAGCAGUAG